AUGUCUGGCCUCAAGACCGGUGACAGCUUCCCCGCGGACACUGUCUUCUCCUACAUCCCCUACAGCGAGGAGAAGGGCGAGAUCACCGCCUGCGGUAUCCCCAUCAACUACAACGCCUCCAAGGAGUGGGCCAACAAGAAGGUCAUCCUCUUCGCCCUCCCCGGUGCCUUCACCCCCGUCUGCUCCGCUCGUCACGUCCCCGAGUACCUCGAGCGUCUGCCCGAGAUCCACGCCAAGGGUGUCGACGUUGUUGCCGUCCUCGCCUACAACGAUGCCUACGUCAUGAGCGCCUGGAGCAAGGCCAACGGUGUCAAGAACGACGACCUCCUCUUCCUGUCCGACCCUGAUGCCAAAUUCUCCAAGAGCAUCGGCUGGGCCGAUGAGGAGGGCCGCACCAAGCGUUUCGCCAUCGUCAUCGACCACGGCAAAGUCACCUAUGCCGCUCUCGAGCCCGCUAAGAACCACCUCGAGUUCUCGAGCGCCGAGACCGUCAUCAAGAACCUGUAA
Messenger RNA from Aspergillus campestris IBT 28561, 507 nucleotides. Its product is annotated as peroxiredoxin family protein. Gene Ontology annotation, molecular function: thioredoxin peroxidase activity. The transcript is spliced from 4 exons. Gene Ontology annotation, biological process: hydrogen peroxide catabolic process; cellular response to oxidative stress; cell redox homeostasis. Gene Ontology annotation, cellular component: cytoplasm; mitochondrion; peroxisome. The coding region runs from base 1 to 507 and encodes 168 amino acids. The record is from RefSeq and is a predicted model, not a curated record. NCBI's taxonomy places the organism in Eukaryota, Fungi, Ascomycota, Eurotiomycetes, Eurotiales, Aspergillaceae.